Anthostomella pinea is the source of this 261-nucleotide messenger RNA. Lineage: Eukaryota; Fungi; Ascomycota; Sordariomycetes; Xylariales; Xylariaceae. The record is from the annotation of a GenBank genome assembly.
AUGGCGUCCGUCCUGUUUCAGGGCUUUCCCAAUGUCUUCACCGCGCCGGCCGUAGCGCUGGGCGAAGUAUUGACUGUUGCCUCCUUUCACCAGCCCGUCUUGCUCGAGACGUCCCAAAGCUCCACCCACAAAGUUCUGGCAGUUGGUCUGGCGGCUGAUCCGGGGGAUGUUCUUGUCAUCGCUUGCGUAGCUCCUGAUCGAUGCCUGCGCCCUGGCCGCUUCGCCGCUGGAGAGCUUUCCGACGACGGUGCUGCCGUAUAA